Didymodactylos carnosus is the source of this 276-nucleotide messenger RNA. The record is from the annotation of a GenBank genome assembly. NCBI's taxonomy places the organism in Eukaryota, Metazoa, Rotifera, Eurotatoria, Philodinida, Philodinidae.
AUGAUAGGAUCAUUAUUUAAAUUAAAAUAUGUUGAUCAUGAUUCAAAAGAACAAAUUUGGAUAAUAAAAUUAGAAUUAUGUAGUGAACAAGAUUAUCAAUUGAAAGAUGUUUAUAGAUCAAUGAAAGAACAAGUAGACAAAAGUAUAAAUCUAUUUGAACCAGGUAACGCUUUAUUUCGAAUGGGUGAAUUAGAUAAAGCUGAAAAAUACUAUCAAAAAUUAUUAAGAGAGGGUCCACCAGCCCAUCGAGAAUUCAUGCCACAUGAAAAAUUUUAG